AAUCACCCGAGUAAUCCCAGAUCCCAACGAAGCUGAAUUUCUCCGUUCCUUGCUGUCUAAAACAAUCCCUUUCUUUUUCUAACGUAAAGAAGAAGAAGAGGUCGAAAGAGUUUUUUUUUUUUUUUGUGGGUUUAAACUUCACGUUAAACAAUGGCGGAGGAUUUUGCAAAGGCGGUGGAGGACGGGCUAAAGCUAGGGAAACGGAUAUACUUAGGGAAAGACAGGGCGGUGGCGCCACCGAAGCCACUGCCACCAAUGCAGAAGUCACCGCACGUUUACUUGCCAUCGGCGCCGAUGGUUUACGCGGUCAUAUCCGACCCGAGGAUCGUCGACAAUCCGGACAUCCCGAGCUACCAACCCCACGUGCACGGGAGGCUGGAUCCACCCGCGUUGAUUCCCCUCCAGAUGAACGCCGUCGAUCUCGACGUCGAUUGUUAUGGCGAUACGGCUUUUGUUCGAGUUUCUGGGUCGUGGAGGGUUCAUUGCGUUAUGGCUAGCCGUUCUUGUGAUUGUCGCAUCGCAGUCCCGAUGGGUGACCAGGGUUCAAUUCUAGGUGUUGAGGUUGAUCUUCCUACAAAAUCAUAUUCCUCCCAACUGAUUGGAGUAGAAGAAAGUAAGGGAAUUCAAAAAACAGCCAAACCAGAAGAUGGAGAGUUUGUGAAUUCCCAAAUAUUUACCAUAACAAUACCAAAGAUCGAUGGUGGUACUUUUAUUUCAAUUAAGCUUCACUGGUCUCAGAAAUUGACAUAUAAUGACGGCCAGUUAACUUUGGCUGUGCCCUUCAGUUUCCCUGAGUUUGUUAAUCCUUCUAUAAAGAAAAUUGCAAGAAAAGAGAAGAUACAAUUGAAUGUACACUCUGGUUUUGCAACUGGAAUGGUCCAGGCGACUAGUCAUCCUUUCAAGGAAUUGAGACAUGAGACAGGGGGGAUUGGUUUCUUAUAUGAAGCAAAUGUUCUCACAUGGACCGAAACUGACUUGAAUUUAUCAUAUAGCGUUUCUUCCAGUAACAUAUUUGGAGGUGCCCUUUUCCAGUCUCCAUCAAUAGAUGACUUGGAUCAAAGGGAUAUGUUCUGUAUUUAUCUUUUCCCUGGAAGUCAGAGCAAUACAAAGGUAUUCAGAAAGGAUGUCAUAUUUGUUGUUGACAUAAGUGGCAGCAUGCAAGGGAAGUCGUUUGAGAGUGCCAAGAAUGCAAUAAACACAGCCCUUUCCAAGCUCAGUCCACAAGAUUCAUUUAACAUCAUAGCUUUUUGUGAUGAGACCUUCCUAUUUAGCACAUCCAUGGUGUCGGCUUCCGAUGAAGAAGUCGAAAGGGCCUCUGACUGGAUAGCCAAGGACCAUAGUGAAGGGGCUGGUACAAAUAUCUUUAUUCCACUUCAAAAGGCAGUUUAUAUGCUGUCAGACAGGAAAGGUUCAAUUCCUAUGGUUUUUCUUGUUACCGAUGGGGCCGUUGAAGAUGAGAGGAAAAACUGUGAGUGGAUGAAUAAAGUUGUGAAAAAUGGAAGGCCAUUAUGUCCACGGAUACAUACUUUUGGGAUCGGAUCAUUCUGCAAUCACCAUUUCCUGCGCAUGCUGUCCAUGAUUAGCCAGGGACAAUACGGUGCUGCUUUUGAUCUAGAUUCAAUCGAGCCUCAGAUGCAAAAACUGUUUAGUAAAAGUUUAUCCACUGUUCUUGCAAAUAUAACCAUUGAUGCAGCUGAUGAUCAUGGACAAAUAGAGGUGUACUCUUUACACGUUCCCGACCUUUCAUCCGAAAGCCCGUUGAUAAUAAGCGGGAGGUAUCAAGGCAGUUUUCCGGACACUCUUAAAGCUAAAGGCAUCUUAGGAGAUUCAAGCAGUUUUAUCGUGGACUUGAAGAUAGAAAAAGCUGACAUACCUCUUGACAGAGUUAUAGCGAGGCAGCAGAUCGAUCUACUCACGGCGCAAGCAUGGUUUUUCAAAAAUAAACAACUCGAGGAGCAGAUUGCCAAUUUGAGCAUAAGAACUUGCAAUAUCUCUGAGUAUUCCCGUAUGGUAUUACUCGAUAAAAGAAAAAUCGACACAGAUGCAGAAGUCGCCGGAGGUCAGAAGGCAUCGAAGAAAGGCGAUGCAUGUAAACUUUUGGAGUCUGAAGAGCCUAAAAAGGUGUUGCUUCAAGUACUUACAGUUGGUUUCGGCAAUCUGAUUGCAACAACCAAAAACAUUCGUCUGGGAUCCGAGAAAGAAAUUCCGCCCAAAGUUGAAAUCCUUAACAAGGCAACUUCAAAUUGCUGCCCUCGGCUGUGUGCAAGUUGCUGUUGCAUGUGCUGCAUCCAAUGUUGUUCAAAGAUGAGCAAUCAAUGUGCCAUUGUAUGUACACAAGUACUCGGUGCUAUUGCAUGCAUUGGCUGCUGUCAAUGUUGCUCACUUUGCUUCCCUGAAGAAGGGUAAUAGACCCUUUUCCCACGGUUUUAAAGUGAUCAAUUUGGCCACAAUAUUAACCCUGCUAGGUUCUGCUCUGGGCUUUUGCUUCGGCUGCCUUCGAUUUUGCUCUUAAAACUGUUCUCCCUUGGACAAAGAUGGCUAAUAAACG
Messenger RNA from Hibiscus syriacus, 2548 nucleotides. Its product is annotated as inter-alpha-trypsin inhibitor heavy chain H6-like. The coding region runs from base 151 to 2406 and encodes 751 amino acids. The record is from RefSeq and is a predicted model, not a curated record. The transcript has 13 exons. NCBI's taxonomy places the organism in Eukaryota, Viridiplantae, Streptophyta, Magnoliopsida, Malvales, Malvaceae.